ACACGGUGUGAUCUACUCUCGAUCGACUCCCAUGGCGAGGGGGAGGCGGCGGCGCCGUCGCCAGCGCAGGAAGAGGGCGUCGACGAAGCAGCUCACGGCGGCGGCGACCGUGCAGGACGUCCCCGACCACGUCCUCGAGAUGAUCCUCCUCCGCGUCGACUCCUCGGCCUGCCUCGUCCGCGCCGCGGCGUCGUGCAGGCGGUGGCGCCGCGUCGUCGCGGACGCCGCGUUCCUCCACUCCUUCCGCACGCUCCACGGCGCGCACCGCGUCGCCGGGGUGUACCGCACCGUCGACCCCGCCUACGGGCGCCCGCUGCCCGGCGGCAACUUCGUCUUCGUCCCGUCCACGCCGCUCGCCGCCGGUGACAGCUGUUGCUUCGCCCUCGACUUCCUCCCUUACGGCGGCCGCAACUCCUGGGAGCUGCUCGACUGCCGCGGCGGCCUCCUCCUCCUCUCCAAGAAGCGACCACGAUUCGGCGGCGUGGCGACGUCCCGUCGAUUCACCGAUCUCGUCGUCUGCGAGCCAUUGACGCGACGGUACCAGGUGAUCCGUUGUCCGGCCAACCUAAAGUUCUUCAUGUGCCUCGGGGUCUUCUUGCUCGACGACGACGCCGCGACCGGCGGCGUGUCGAAUUUCAGGGUCAUCGCCGUGCUCUUCGAUCACCACAGGUGGCUCGACUACCGUGGCAUGCCAAUGUCCAUGAUGUUCUCCUCCUCCGGCUCCGGCGGCGACGGCACAUGGCAGGUGGUGCAGUGGGAGACCAUCGACGACGUCGAUCUACCUCAUUGGAUCGAACACAUCACCUUCGUGGGGCGCGCCAAUGGCCGCAUAUACUGGGGAAUCGACAACGAAGACGGCGCCACGCUCGUCCUCGACGAGAGCACCACCGAAUUCGCCAUCACGAUGUUCCCGGAGAACGUCUGGGCGCCCUAUGACAAGUACACCUUCCGUGUCAUCGGCGACGGCGACGACGGUGCUCUGCGUGUCGUCCGCGUGAUAAACAACGAUCUCAAGGUCUUCACGCAGCUCGCCGGCGGCGGCGAGUGGGUGCUGGAGAAGACGGUGAGCUUGCCGGAGGCGACACGUGGGCUGCCGGGGCGCGAGGAGGGACUCUUCUUCCAGCACGGCGAGGCGAUGAUCGUCGCGGCGAGCGCGGCGUACGUCCUCGUGACGCCGCGGGAGAAGGCGUGGAUGUUCUCCGUCGAGCUGGACACGAUGGAGGUGGAACGCGAGCACGACAGGAAUUGGUAUCCCGGGCCGGCUUAUCAGUACGAGUCGUUGCCAUGGCCACCCGCAUUGCAGGUUUGCACUGAUGGAUAAUAAACAUGUUGUAAUUAUCAGAUUAUUCUGCUCGAGAAAUCAAUCAAGCUAUAUAUAAUGGUCAGUCACCGUGCAAAUUAUUCGGCUAAAUCCGGCUAAAUGUUUGUACUGUAUGGCUUUUCAAGUUCUUAGGUAUACAUGUUUUCCCUCCUUCUACAGGGGACAUAUCUGGUGAAAACGAGCUAAGUAUUGGAAACUCGUGAAAAUCGGACCUAAAAGUUUUGUAAAUUCACUGAAAAAAUACAAGAGAUAGAUGCAAAUAUGAAAUAGGAAAAAGUACAAAUUACC
Messenger RNA from Oryza sativa Japonica Group (Japanese rice), 1609 nucleotides. RefSeq lists its product as uncharacterized. The record is from RefSeq and is a predicted model, not a curated record. Gene Ontology annotation, molecular function: protein binding. NCBI's taxonomy places the organism in Eukaryota, Viridiplantae, Streptophyta, Magnoliopsida, Poales, Poaceae.